AUGAGUUCUAAUUCUCGAGUAGACGGCCAAUGUUUGAGGGAUCAAAUGGCCUCAUUGCUUAAAUUGAAGCAUGAACUUACAUUUGAUUCUUCCAUGCCAAAGAAAAUAGUUAGGUGGAAUAGAAACACUGAUUGCUGCUUGUGGUCGAGUGUAAGUUGUGACGAAGAAGGUCACGUGCUUGCUCUGGAGUUGGACAACGAAGCCAUUUCUGGCGGAGUUGACAACUCAAGCAGCCUCUUCGAUCUUCAACAUCUUGAGAAGCUCAAUCUGGCUUAUAACGACCUACGUUCUCUUCCAAUACCAACAGAUAUUUAUAAGCUUGCAAACUUGACGUACCUGAAUUUGUCACAAGCUGGUUUUGAAGGGCAGAUUCCAGUGGAAUUGUCAAGAUUGACGAAGUUAGUAGUUCUUGACAUUUCUACUUAUAAUGACAUUGUAGGUUUUCCUUACUCUUUAUUAAGUCUAGAGAGCCCCGAUUUGGGGACACUCGUUGGAAGUCUAGCAAAUCUUAGAGAACUUUACCUUGAUGGUGUGAAUGUUUCAUUGAAGGGGAGUGAGUGGUGCUUGGCGUUAUCUUCAUCUCUACCUCAAUUGAGAGUCUUGUCAAUGAGAUACUGUGAAAUUUCAGGUCCAAUUGAUCCUGUCCUGGUAAAUCUUCCUUUCCUUUCUGUUAUUCAUCUCGAUAUGAAUAACUUGUCCACUAUGGUUCCAGAAUUUUUGGCAGAUUUUACGAAAUUGACAACUUUAAGUGUUCGAUGGUGCAAUUUGUUUGGUCCAUUUCCCAGUUAA
This is a messenger RNA of Solanum verrucosum, 789 nucleotides long. Its product is annotated as receptor-like protein 6. The record is from RefSeq and is a predicted model, not a curated record. Bases 1 to 789 code for a protein of 262 amino acids. Gene Ontology annotation, molecular function: protein binding. NCBI's taxonomy places the organism in Eukaryota, Viridiplantae, Streptophyta, Magnoliopsida, Solanales, Solanaceae. The transcript has a single exon.